AUGGCGGGGAAGAUCCGGAGUCGGUCCGAUAGAUAUAUUCAGAUGAAGCACAAACAAGAUCUGAAGGAGAAGACUGAGACUCUAGUGGAGCAUAAACCCCCAGGAACUACCCUGGAACCACAAAGAUUCCUCAUCAAUGAGCGAUAUGUGAACCUGGUUGUAGUCUCCUCUGAUCAGUUCAGGGAACGUCCCCAGAAUGAGCUAAUACAGACCGGGGAGAGACAUGAGGAAUGCUUGAAGAAAACACAAUCUGGACUGGAGCAGAUUUCCCCCAACAGGCUUUUCCGCUGGAGCCACCAGUCAAAAUGUGUACCACAUGCAGUAAUGGUGAGCGGAGUGCCAGGAAUAGGGAAGACCACACUGAUACAGAAGUUUGUCAAUGACUGGGUGAACGGAAAACACUACCAGAGAUUUGCUUUUCUCUUCUCCUUCAGAUUCCGGGACCUUAAUAGACUGGGAGAGGUCAGCUUGGAGGAGAUAAUUCUUCAACAAUAUCCGUAUCUGAGGAGUCAGAUUGGAGAUAUUUUACAACAUCCAGAGAGACUUCUGUUUCUAUUUGAUGGCUUAGAUGAAAGUGUUCACCAAAUGGAUUUCAGAUCAAGUAAACUGUCCAAUCCAAAACAGAGAACAAGCGUCAGUGAGAUUGUGAUCAGUUUGGUGAAGCAGAGUCUUCUUAAGGGUUGCUCUGUACUGAUAACCAGCCGCCCAACCAGACUGGCAUUAGUUGAUACUGAUGUCUUCCAGAGAAUAGUGGACAUCAUGGGAUUUCUCCCCAAAGACAGACGGAUCUUCUUUAAUAAUUUCUUUGGAAAUGCGGAAUUGUCAGGAAAGGCUUUUCAUUAUGUGCAGGAGAAUGACACGCUGUACACUUUCUGUUAUAUCCCAUCAUACUGCUGGAUCAUCUGUACAGUGUUAUCAAUGUGUCACAAAGCCCAACCAACAAAUGUUGAUAAACUAAUGGAAUCAUUGCCCAAAACAGUGACACAACUCUUUGUGAUUUAUGUCUCCAACAUGCUGGCCAAUCACUGCCAGAAUAAAGAUGGGGGUCACACUGCCCGGGAACUGCUGACAUCUAUGGGGUGGAUGGCAGAACAUGGAGUCAUGAAUCACAUGAUUGUAUUUGAUGAGCGUCAUCUGGACUCAUUCAGUGUGAGAAAUGAUAAACAUCUCUUUUCAUGUUUCAUGAUGGAAUCUGGUCAGCCUCCUGAUGUGGAUUACACCUUCUUACAUCUCACUCUUCAGGAGUUUUUUGCUGCUUUAGUCCAUUUUACUAACUAUAAUCCGGACAGAUUACAGGAAACACUUGAUGAUGCUGAAUCUCACAAUGAUGGCCGUGCUGAAAUCUUUCUCCGCUUCCUCUGCGGUCUCUCAGACUCUUCUACUAGAUUCAUGUUAAAGUCUCAUGUGGGAGAAUUAUCUACUCCGGCUGCCAGACAUGUCAUCACCUGGAUGCAGAAGAAGGUCCCAGCACAAAGACCUGACAAAUACAGAAAACUCAAGAGAGAUCUUCUUAAUGUCUUCUACUAUUUCUAUGAGAGCAGGAAUAAGGCUCUGGUGUCACAAUGUGUUGGAUCAGACAAAAUUGACUUUUCUGAAGUCUCCCUCAGCCCUCUGGACUGCUCUGUUCUGUCUCAUAUCCUGCAAUCCUGCAGAGAGACACAAGAAGUAGAUCUAAGUUCAUGUAAUAUUCAGAAUGAAGGAUUGAGGAAACUUUCUACAUCCUUGCAUACACUGAGGACACUGGGGCUGUCUAAUAACAAUCUGAAGGGUCCUCAUUUCAGGGAUCUGAUGGAAGCUCUGACAACAAGCCGGAUAGAGGAAUUACAAUUGGAUAAUAAUAAUCUGACAGACAUUUCCUGCCCCGACCUGGCAUCUGGAAUAAGAAAUAACCAGACACUGAGGACACUGGACCUGUCUGGGAACAAUCUGGAGGGUCCUCAUUUCCGGGAUCUAAUGGAAGCUCUGACAACAAGCCGGAUAGAGGAAUUACGCAGUAUAAGCUUUGCUGGUUUAGACGUUUGGUUCGAUUUCGAGGUCAUUUCCACGUUGUCACCGUACUGA
Nanorana parkeri is the source of this 2061-nucleotide messenger RNA. RefSeq names its product NACHT, LRR and PYD domains-containing protein 12-like. The transcript has 7 exons. Gene Ontology annotation, cellular component: cytoplasm. Gene Ontology annotation, biological process: positive regulation of inflammatory response. The record is from RefSeq and is a predicted model, not a curated record. NCBI's taxonomy places the organism in Eukaryota, Metazoa, Chordata, Amphibia, Anura, Dicroglossidae. Gene Ontology annotation, molecular function: protein binding. The coding region runs from base 1 to 2061 and encodes 686 amino acids.